This is a messenger RNA of Oryzias melastigma (Indian medaka), 2702 nucleotides long. RefSeq names its product protein NDRG3. Lineage: Eukaryota; Metazoa; Chordata; Actinopteri; Beloniformes; Adrianichthyidae. The record is from RefSeq and is a predicted model, not a curated record. Gene Ontology annotation, biological process: signal transduction. The transcript has 17 exons. The coding region runs from base 214 to 1365 and encodes 383 amino acids. Gene Ontology annotation, cellular component: cytoplasm.
ACGUUGACGUAGCUCCGCCCCGGACGGUCCGCGUGAGCCAGACAGUGCUCGGGAGGACGUGAGAGGAGCUCGCGCGCAGCUCCAACGGUUGUGCCUUAACCCUGUGAACCGGUGGGUUGAAGAGAGUAGCCAGCUUGUGUCCGGGGCCGCCACUUCAAGAGAUCUUCAUCGUCAUCAUCGUCUUUGUUGAUUUGUGACAAAACCAAACCCAUUAUGGAGGAGCUUCAUGAUGUUCAGCUGACUGAGAUCAAACCCCUGCUGACGGGACAGAAUGGGAGAAACCUCCAGGACUUUGAUUGUCAGGAACACGAUGUGGAGACGGCCCACGGUGUGCUUCAUGUUACCAUGAGAGGCGUUGCCAAGGGCAACCGACCUACAAUCCUCACUUACCAUGACAUUGGACUCAACCAUAAAUCUUGUUUCAAUAGCCUGUUUAACUAUGAAGACAUGCUGGAAGUCACACAGCAUUUCUCAGUGCUGCACGUGGAUGCUCCAGGACAGCAGGAAAAUGCCCCCGUUUUCCCCACAGGGUAUCAGUAUCCCACCAUGGAUGAGCUGGCUGAGAUGCUGCCGUCCGUCCUGACACAGCUUCAGAUAAAGAGCGUGAUCGGUAUUGGAGUUGGGGCUGGAGCGUACAUCCUCACCAGACUGGCUCUGAAUGAGCCCAGUUUAGUAGAGGGUUUAGUUCUGAUCAACGUGGACCCGUGUGCCAAAGGGUGGGUGGACUGGGCCGCCUCCAAGUUGAGCGGCUGGACGAGCAACCUGGUGGACAUCAUCAUGGGACACCACUUCAGCACUGACGAGUUAACAGAGAACAAGGAGAUCAUCCAGACAUACCGACUCCACAUCUCUCAGGACAUCCCCCAGGAGAACCUGGCCAUGUUCUACAACAGCUAUGACAGCCGGACGGAGCUGCAGAUGGAGCGGCCUGUAGCCGGUCUCAAUGAAAACACCGUCAUCACCCUCAGGUGUCCCGCUCUGCUGGUGGUUGGGGACACAUCACCUGCAGUCGAUGUUGUGGUGGAGUGUAACUCUAGAAUGAAUCCUACCAAGACCACCUUACUUAAGAUGGCAGACUGUGGAGGACUUCCUCAGGUUGUUCAGCCUGGAAAGCUAGCAGAGGCUUUCAAGUACUUUGUGCAGGGAAUGGGCUACAUUCCUCAUCUUAGUUUAAAGCACACCAGCAGCCAAUCAGUGCCCACAGCUGGUAUGACCCGGCUGGUUCGCUCCAGGACCCACUCCGCCUCCAGCGUGGGCUCCACCGACGGCGUCCGGAGCCGAAGCGCCACCAACACAUUACCAGACGGUGCCGGCUGUGCCGCUCCCGAACGCACGGAGGUGCACACCAUUCAGAUGACCGCAUAGGAGCUCCGCCCUCCUCUGCCUUCAUCUGCGGAGCCCCACCCCGCGGAUUCAACACUUCCUGAAACAAGCCCCUCCCCCAGCCAGUUUAGGGUUUGGGAUUUUUGGUGACGACUCUGUUCUCUUUUACUCGUUACUCUUAACUAUCUGACACGGUGAUAUUUUAGCUGUAAGUUGGUUGAUAUUUAUUUGCAGUUGUGUGGUGGCUGUUCUCUCUACUUUAGUUGUGCUUUUGAAGAAUCCUUUUGUAUUUGUAACAUCUUUCUCUCUUUUGAAUGGUUUAAUAUGGAGGAAACUUUGUUCGUUUGUUAAUAUUUUAUCCAAAAUGAGUGAGCUCUGAACUCACAGAAACCCAGCAACUGAAGGAGAUGUGGACUCGACCUGCAGUGGUCUUUUUUUCCUGCUUUUUCUGAUCAGUUCGUGUUUGGUUGUUCCCGUUCCUCCUGUGCUCCUAUCCCAUCCUAUUCCAGGAUUAAACCUUCUUCUUUUUUAAUGCAUGAGAAGUUUUCCUCAUCCGACCUGCUAACGGCAUGCUGCUUGUAGUUUUGGUGUGGGAGCUGCAGCUCCAGAUCUCCAGAGGCUUCACUUUCUGACCAAAGUGAAGUGCGGUUCUCCUCAUGUUGUUGUGUUUACAGUUACUAGGAAAAGAACCCUGAAACGUUACGUUGACAGGUCGAUUCCAGCGGUUUCUUUCUCUGCAUCUUGAUAUUUGGUGUUCUGACUGCAUGUUUGGGGUCUGAGACCGUUUAACUCCUUUCCUCCAAACUUCCGGGUCUCUGAAGUCUUAGAGAAAUGUGCACAUUUUGGAAAUAGUUCAAAGAUGUUUUCAUUGUUUUGGGUUUUGUUUUUUAACUCUGUGUUUCCUAUGAGAUUUCUAACAAACUUUCAAAAGAAGUAUCGCUUUUCUAUUUCCAAGCCAGAUCUACUUGUGUUGGUUGGAGGUCAUCUGACCUCCUUAUGUUUAGAUUUUGAGAACAUGGUGCUCCCUCCAUGUCCCUCAUCAGGAGACCCACAAGGCAGUCUGAAAAUCCAUAAAAAGAAGGAACAGAAAAUCCCAGAUGAGCUCCUGUUUAGAGCCAGUGAGUGUACGGUGCAGCAGAUGGGACAAAAUUCAGCCAGUAGAGCAGUUGGUAAACUGCAGAGGGGCCAACGGAGGCGGAGUCCACCUCAUUCCAUCGUGAUUCUGCAUCUUGAACAUGUGAUGUGUCUGGAUGUUACAGCUGUUCCUUUGAUGACUUUAAGCUUUGGUAGCUGCUCUGUUCCACUGAAGUUUGUACUGUUCUGAUUUAUCGACUCUGUAAACAAGUUUGUAAUGAAAUAAAGCAGAUUACCUGGUUUGA